GGAGCGAGCGGAGCAGGAGCUGCCUCAAAUGCCUGAAAUAAUUCCGCUUCCGUUUAGAGCCGGGACCAGCCUCCCGCUUCGCCUGGGCUUCAAACCUGUCUGGCUUCAUCCCUGAGCGGCAGCCGUGCUGGGACCACCAUGGCGACCUCGCCCCAGAAGUCCCCGUCGUCCCCCAAAUCCCCCACCCCUAAGUCGCCCCCGUCCCGAAAGAAAGAUGACUCCUUCCUGGGCAAACUUGGCGGCACGCUGGCAAGGAGGAAAAAAGCCAAAGAAGUAUCUGAAUUGCAGGAGGAAGGAAUAAAUGCCAUUAACUUACCUCUCAGUCCAAUUCCAUUUGAACUAGACCCUGAGGACACUAUGCUAGAGGAAAAUGAAGUCCGAACAAUGGUUGAUCCAAAUUCCAGAAAUGACCCAAAAUUACAAGAACUAAUGAAGGUAUUAAUUGACUGGAUUAAUGAUGUGUUGGUAGGAGAGAGGAUUAUUGUGAAAGACUUGGCUGAAGACCUGUAUGACGGACAAGUAUUGCAGAAAUUAUUUGAGAAGCUUGAAAGUGAGAAGCUGAAUGUUGCUGAAGUUACUCAGUCUGAAAUUGCUCAGAAACAGAAGUUACAGACAGUUCUUGAAAAGAUCAAUGAAACCCUUAAACUCCCGCCAAGAAGCAUCAAGUGGAAUGUUGACUCUGUUCAUGCCAAAAGUCUCGUAGCAAUACUUCAUCUUCUGGUUGCAUUAUCACAGUAUUUUCGAGCUCCAAUCAGACUCCCAGAUCAUGUGUCCAUUCAGGUGGUUGUUGUGCAGAAAAGAGAAGGAAUCCUCCAGUCUCGACAAAUUCAAGAAGAAAUAACUGGUAACACUGAGGCGUUAUCAGGAAGGCAUGAACGCGAUGCAUUUGACACUUUAUUUGACCAUGCUCCAGACAAGCUCAAUGUUGUGAAAAAGACUCUCAUCACAUUUGUAAACAAGCAUCUCAAUAAAUUGAAUUUGGAGGUCACUGAACUGGAGACCCAGUUUGCAGAUGGUGUGUAUUUAGUCCUGCUAAUGGGUCUCCUUGAAGGCUAUUUUGUUCCUCUGCACAGCUUUUUCUUGACUCCUGAUAGUUUUGAACAAAAGGUCCUUAAUGUAUCCUUUGCAUUUGAGCUAAUGCAGGAUGGUGGGUUGGAAAAACCAAAGCCAAGACCAGAAGAUAUUGUAAAUUGUGACUUGAAGUCUACACUGAGAGUACUGUACAAUUUGUUUACCAAAUACAGGAAUGUGGAGUGAAGAAUUGAUUUGGGACAACAAAGCAGAGUUAACAAAGAAAGCAUCAUCACUAGCAUGUUUUUCAUCAAUAUUCCUGUGCGUCUUUAUCCUAAAAGGAGCUAAACUAUUUAUCUGAAAAAUUUUUAAAUGAUUAUUCUUGCGCUAGUAUUUUCAUAGUAGAUUUAAAACUAAGGCUGUGUAAAACUCAUCUAAAUUAUGUAGAAAAAGGUUGAGAGGGAUCUAUCUGGGUAUCUUGUGGGAGAAUCUGUGUCUCAGUAAUCUUGUCUUCACACUGUUCUGUAGUAAGUGAAAAAACAACCAAAAACACUAGCUUUAAUUCACAUCAGUCUUUGAAGCCAAUUAUAGGAAGAUUCUCUUUUUAGUAUCUGUUGUAAUAUUUUUUACAUAUUUUUUUUUUGUCAUCUGGGAAGGAGAGGAGUAUUUUUUUAUCCAUGGUAAGAUAGUUGCAUUCUAUUUGUGAGAAACAUUCACAAGGAGAGAGUUAGAUACUAUUGUUCACAGCUAAUAAGAAAGUUAACCUGAUUAAUUUGUGUUUCCAGUGCUGUUAGGCUUGAAUUUUAUUGGUACAAACUGAAGUGGCUACUCAUUCCUUCAGACUUACUAUAAUGUGAUGCUCUGCUUUAAAUAUAUAUAAUUGAGCAUUCAGCAGAAGCACACUUGCAGAUUGUUCACUUGAUUUUGUUCAAAGAAGAGAUCUUUUCUGCAAAGUACGCAUUUCAGGAAAGAAAACCUUUAUAAAGCAGUUUCUUUAUAAUGUUUGUAUCAUUGGCAUAGCAUUAGAAAGUAAGAGAAUGGCCUCUUUUCCUUAUUAGUAAUUGACACACAGGAUAACCAGGUUGUAAGUUUAGAUUUAUUACUAAAUGAGAUUUAGAAUCCGUCCCUUUGGUUGAUCUUAUGAUGAAUGUAUGUUGUUGCAUAAUAUCCAACACAAAAAAAAAAAAAAAAAAAAAAAAAAGAUUUAUUUUCCAGAAACAUUCCUGUAGCCUUUCAGGUACAAAAACACUGCUUUUAGGUCAAAACUACUCCCAUCUACAAAGACUCUGUUAAAGUGUAAACUUCUUUGAUCAUUUUAUGUAGCUAAAGGAAUACUUUUGUUCUUGACUAAGUAUAAACUGUGAUCAUUUUGGUUUUAACAAAGACACACAAGAAAUGGGAACUGAUUUUUUCAUCAGACUAAUACCAAGCACAUCAUAUUUCCAUAAAGAAGUUGAUAGAGAAUGCAUGGCACAAGUGUCAAUCAUCAGAAACUACACUGGCAUAAUUUGAGGGGUAAGUUAAUCGUUUGCUAGAGGUCUUGAUGCUAGUAUUAGAUACCUUUCUAAAGGAAGUGCUCUACUUCAACCACAGAUUCUUGGGUUCCUGAGUUACGCAGUAAGGGAAAAAGCCUUAGGCAGAAAUUACUGGAUUAUUUAGAAAUAUUUGGGCUAUUUAGUGUGGGAAGGAGACUUUUGAAUAGUCAUCUGAUUAUGGUUGAACUGGUAUAGAUGAAAGAAAAAGCAGGCUGUCAGCUCUUGACCUUGUUCAUAUAUUUUCCAAAAUUUCAAGGUUCCUUUUUAGUUGCAUAUUUUUACUGUAUAAUUUUCUGGUACAAUGUUCAUAUAAAGUGAAGAGAAGUAAUUACAUUCUGUCUUUGAUGAAAACUAACUGAUGUUAAAUAAUAAGUUGAUACUGACUUCUGCCGGGAGAGAGGCUAUAGAAAUUAUUCUCCUGAGAAGUAAAUACCAGCUUUUGCAAAAAAAAGAUCAAUAUUUAAUUCAAAGGAGAAUAAACCUGGAUGUUCACUGAACCCAGAAAUCAAUAUCUAUAUUGUUAUACACAGUCUAAAUAUCUUCAUUAAAAUGUUUGUAUCCCUCUAUAUUUUUAACUGAAUUUCUAAAGUUUGGGGGUGCAGAAAAGAGCAAUUAUUGGCCUUUACAGAGGUAAAUGACUGGGCAUUUUGACCUCAGCGAAAAUGUGCAUAUGUUUUCAUUAGUCUAUUAUAUUACUGGUCUUUUGAAGAAGCUUAAACAAUAGGAAUUUGCCAAGCAGGUUGUGAGACAGAACGUCUUAUGUAUAUCCCAGCAUCAGUAUCAGAUUAUUUUAAUGUUUGGCGUGUAAGUUGUUCAUUUUCAAACCUAGACGCAGUAAUUGUAAUAGUUCAUUAACAUCUGUGUGACGGGUUUUCUGCAGAUCAUACUCAGCUGAAAUUCUUUUUCAUAUAUCAUCAGCAGUGCCAAAACAUUUUGAUUGUCCUUGUUUUCAGGAUGCACUUUCUUUAAGAGAGUUAUUCAUGUAAAGGAAAAAGGUUAGAAACAGUAAGACAAGUAAGAGUUUUUACUUGGACCUGACAGUACAUAUUCCUAUACUAUAUGGGUAUGACAUUACUGGAGAUCCUGAAGUCUGCCAAACUCUGUUUUCCAUCUUUAAAAACUAUAAAGCUGAGGCAGAAUGGUGAAAUUCUUGUGCUAAAGUGCAAUUUUGCAGAACCAUAUAACAUUUCAACAAAAUGCAAACCUUAACACAAAUAUCUCUGCUAUGGUAGGAAUUCACAUAAAUUAAAAUCUUCUAUAAAAACAAGAGCAUCAUAUCUAAAUAUAAACCUAUGUGAUACUUUUAACACAUGCACACAAACAGUAGUUUAUGCUGCCAUGUAGGAGUGUGUCACUACUUAUAUUUUUGAUAGUAUAGAUUUAAGUAGCUAUCAGAUAAAUAUGAAAAAUAAUAUACAGAUUAUAUCUAAUAUUUAUUGCUUUGGUAUAGAAUAUUAUAGAAAUAUAGAAUAAUACUAUAGACAGUUUGCUCUUCAACACUUAAUGUAGGCCAGCAGCUUUCUUCAGGGAAGUGAAAUGUUAUCCUAGCUGGGCCAGUUUCUGCAGAGACGUAGGAUGCUUUUAUUCUUGAUACACAACAGUAUAUGUGAAUGUACGGCUGAAUGCAGAAUUUGCCUCACUGUUUCUGUUAGGAUAGAAGUUGCUUAAGUUUCAGGUCAACCUUGAUCUUAUAAUUACUAUAAGUGAUAUCAAAAUCAAUGGAUUUAGCCCACGUAAGAUCUGAACAGUCACCUGGAGAGGCCUAUUUCUCCUCUGGCCACAGAGGCAGCCUCUGAUCUUGAGGCUGCUCUCUUUCAUGCUUUGGCUUGGUUCUUAAAGCCAGAUGGCUUAAGUCCAGGCCACUGCCUUAAGAUCUCAUGACAAUCUCUGCGUUUGACCUACCAAACUAGUGUGCUUCUAUGUGGUAUUCUGUUGCAUGGAGGCCCAAGGCUGUUGAGCCCACAGAAGACUGGCAGAGUGUUAGCCUGGCACAAAGGUCAAAAAGACAGUAGACAUUUCUGCCGUUGGGGCAUUAUGAAACUGCCAACGAACAAGGUUCUCUCUGCUUCUGUGACUUCUAAUCCAUCCAUUUGCUGUAGCAGCUGUGUGUGACAAGCUCUGUUUGGAGACAGGCAUCCUCUGCCUGUUGGUGGAUCUCAGGAGAUUGUCAACCACAGGUAAUUGUUUUUUUCAAAGAGGAGCUGGGGAUUUUUGUAGUAUCUCAAAAAGAGAUUGUCAAAAUAGUUCUUUUAAAUCCUACUAUCUUAAGGUCAGCUCCUUUCAGAUUUUUUUUCCCAAUCACUAUAAAGAAUAGGCCCCAGGUAAAGGUGCCAAAGGAAUCCUUGCACAAUUUUGCCUGAGACACACGUAUCAAGCCCAUAAUUGGUUUGCUCUAUAGUUCAGAGGGAGUUACGGACUCAAGUCUGUUAUUGAAAACGGUGAGUGCAGAAUACCUAGUUUUAGUCAUUUCAUAGUCUGUAGAUAUCUACCUGUUAUAGGGGAAACAGCAGCCCUUGCAGCCACAAAGUUCGGACACAAGUGGACCAGCAAAUGCUGGAUAAGGUCCUAAUCUACUUCUGUUGACUCUGGACCAAAUUGCUUGUUGGCAUAUGUCCAUGUAAAUCAAUGGCAUGACAUCAACAGAACAUUUGGUCUGUUCUGUUUUACAGAGGGUUACAGUAUUCAGGCAAACUACAUUGACUGAAAUAAAUGUUACUUGGUUGACCUUUGUUUGUACUUGUUUUCAUAAAGUAUUUUUUUAAGUUCGUAUUUCAGACUGAUUUAGCAAACACCUUACGCCAAGAUACAAUGUUGCAAAUCAGAAUGGCUUCUAAAACUGAUAGGUUGUAUUUCUUAACAGAGAAAGAUACAUACUAUAUUUAAUAUACUAUAUAUUAGCUUUAAGAGUAACUUUGUUACUCUUGUUCUAUCAAAAGAGUCUUCAUGCAUUGUCUCUGUGUGUGACAAGCACUCAAAAAAAGAACAGUGCCUUGGAGAACUCUUGCAAGAUUUUCUUCACUGUUGCCUAACAGACUUUUGUCAUUUUACUAUGAGAAUUAGUGUGGGUUUUCUCUUUACAGUUAAUGUGCUGUUAAAGGCAGAAGAAAUCCUUUGUAGAAACUUUUUAAAAAAUAUUAUUUUAAACUCAUUUUAAGUGUCACAUGAAAAAUAGUCUGUUACAAGCAGAUAGUGGCACCAAAAUUAUACAUACCUCGGCAGCCAGAUUUUCCAAAGAAAUUUUGAGUCAUUAAACAUUUACUAGGGCUAAUCUUUUGUAUUUUGAUGAUAUAUUCUGUGUGCUUGUUUUUAUUUAAAAUAAUAAGAGAGUUCUUCUGUUUAGUAUUACACACUGCGAAACUGUUAGUAUCAUUUAAAUACUAGAUUCUAAAUCUCAAGAUUAAACUCAUUAAAAACGAAUACCCAAUAAAGAUUUGAAAAAUUUGCUUGAAGUGUGUAUCUGAAAAUACUAGUUAGUCAAAACUAAGCUGCCUUGCCUUCAGCUGCAGAGUUGUUAGCUUUCACAAAAUACGUUUUAUGUACUGUGUAAAUAAGAGACACCCCGUCACUGAUUUUUUCCUGUGCUUUUUCCUGAAACCUUUGUUAUGAUCCACAAUAAAAUUUGCACCUGAAAAUCAA
Rhea pennata is the source of this 6182-nucleotide messenger RNA. It is a transcript of the gene PARVA, whose product is annotated as parvin alpha. The record is from RefSeq and is a predicted model, not a curated record. Bases 139 to 1257 code for a protein of 372 amino acids. Gene Ontology annotation, biological process: actin cytoskeleton organization; establishment or maintenance of cell polarity; substrate adhesion-dependent cell spreading. Lineage: Eukaryota; Metazoa; Chordata; Aves; Rheiformes; Rheidae. Gene Ontology annotation, cellular component: focal adhesion; actin cytoskeleton; cytoplasm. The transcript has 13 exons. Gene Ontology annotation, molecular function: actin binding.